CUUAUAUUGACGACCUUCAGUAACUACUGCGCCUAGAUCCGGCAGUACGGUAGUAGCACCGAAUACUAAUCUACUAUAUUAGCUAUCGAGUCUUUUGAAUACUCUAUCCUAGAAACGUCAAGGCUAUUACUCUAGUAACAUACUUCCCUGCAUGCUUGAUAACUUCACAACUAUACCCGGUGGCAGAACUGACGCAUACUAGUCUAACCGCGAGGAAAUGGGCUUCUUCACCUUCGCUGGCAUGGAGUAUGUAUGCCGUGACGCCAAUUAAGCAAAGCAUCGGUAGCUACAAAAGCCACACCUUUAGGCGAGCAGAAGUCAAAGGUCAACGAACGCUGAAAGCUAAUAAUGAUAAUCGCCCCGUUUCCCACAUAAACCUCGUCUCUACUCAGUACCCUGCCAUCGCCACCCAGCCGGAUCAAAGCAAGCCUCAAAGUCCACACCCCCAAAUAAUCCCACAGCCCCAUACAGGUCAAAGUCUCCCUCCAACCCUUCCACGCUUCCGGCCUCCUCGUCCACCUCCUCAUGCAGGUCCCACCCACCCGCUGGUUGUCCAUCACGAGUGAAAAACACCUCGACCUUGCACGUCCGCUUGGCACCAAACAUUGCAUCUGCCAUGGCGAGCGGAUCCUCGGGCAGCGCAAACUUCAUCCCAAUUCCCAGAGUUUCGCCAAUCUUGAAUGGCGCGGUAAAGUCCCGCCCACCCCACGAGUCAUUCACAAAGCGACAGCCGUCGUCUGAAAAUACCCCGAGACUACCGCGCUCCCAACCUGGCGAGCGCCAUGACGGGUAUGGUUGUGCGGCAAAGCCCAGGGACAAUCCACUCGCGUCGCCCUCGGGACCUGCACGGAGGGUGAGCAGCUUGACCUCGAAAUAGAUUGACUUGCGCUUCUCCGUGAUAAAGGGGGAAUCCUGGGCGGCAAAGUACAGAGGGAGAUGGGUCAGUACGCAGCAGUCUCCGUUUCGGUCGACGGUGCGGCCGAACCAGCGACCCGGUGCAGUAGGAGUGAGUUCACCGAUAAACUCGCGUUGCCGAACGGGGCGCAGGUCGUGGGUGGCCACGGACGAGUAUACCGCGGUAGAGGGUACUACGGGCUGCCAGAGAGCGGUCGAGUCACAAAAGUCAUGGGCGCGCUGGGCAUCGUCGGCAGAGGCGUUGCCCGUGCCGGAGCUGUAGUUGCCUGAAAUGGGUGGUGGUGGGAAGACUGACGUAUCUGGCACUGCUUCUUGCCAGUUGUGAUAAGGUGGAGGAUCACCCGGUGGGAACUGUGACUGCUGCCCCGGGUUUUGCUGGGUGCUAGUAUGAUAUUGCUGUUUGUCGAAGCCAUGGGAGUUGCCUUGGGUUCCUACUACUGCUGCUGAUGAUGCAGCUUGCUGAGAAUCAUCAUAGCUGGGCGGCGCGCCGGAGAGGUCAUUUCCUGAAUUGUGUGCCAUGUUGAAUAUCAGCUCUGAAGAGAGUUCUCAGCUUGGCUGCUCGCCUUAACUCUGAGUCGGAUGAUGCUGAUGGGAAAUUCAGCUGGGCGGCUGGAGAGAAUAAAGUUGUCAUCUCAUCUCGUCCCACGGGCUGCCAAGUGGGGGGGGCUGUGCGGGUGAGAACCGUGGGAACUGACCGGGUGGUUCUUGAAUUCCACCCAAACAAGACUAACAGGACCAACUGCUGUAGACAAGCCGGUUCGGAAGGUUUCGUGUUUGGGCCGUUGUCUUGUGGACGCUGUGGUGGGAUAAUUCAAGGUGGUUGUGCGGUGCAUUUACAAUUCAGCCACUUGGCUGACUGGCGCCCUCUGGAGCGAAGAGGCGGGCCACCGAGGCUGCAGGGUUGCUGACCUCCGAUGAUGAUUAUAUGAUUAUAUCUGAUUGAUCUUCUUCAGAUCCAGCUGAGAAAAAACAACAGUCAAGAAUGGCAGAGGGAUCUUCGAAUUGGAGCAGUCACAAAGAGUCAAAAGACAGACCACCAACAGGGACCGACUGAGGAUAGUUCGAGCUGCAGGUCUCAGGUUGGGCCGAGUCACUGGCCAGUCGAGCCAUUUCGAAACCACUUUUGCUGUGGCAAGUUUGAAAGUUUCUCCCUUUCUGACGGUUGUACAAAUCGUCCACCUUUUUCUUCUUCUGUGCGAGCCCCGGGGCUUCUGUCGUUAGGCUCCGCUGGAGUUCUCUCGACUGGCCUUUUACUUUUUCUCUCUCUCUCUCUUUCAUCAACUUCAUCUACCACCACCACCAUCAUCCUCGAUCAUCCUCGCUCCGAUCGGUCGUGGACCUUCCGUCAAUGCUUGCUGACCAUUUGGCGAUCGUCGAUUGUUGGACCGGUGUGUUCUGCUCGUCGGAUGCAAGAUGACGGAUGACCAGAUUGCGCCCCGCGGGCGACGGCGAUCCUCCAUCUCGGAGCGCAUCCAGCGUGUUUUCCACGUCGAUCGCUCGGACAAGGUACGACACAGCGUCACCUGGACUAGACUCGAGCUCACAGAUUCUCCAGAAACGGCAAAGCUUCUAUCCAGCAAAUGAUUCCAAUGGGAUUCGGGCCGGCCAGUCGGCCCCUUCUACAGCCCAGGCGCAGGUUGGAGAAGGCGCGCGCAUCAACGAGACCGAGGCAGCUCUCGGUCACCGCACUCCGACGGGCUACUCGUUGCAAGAUGAAACACUCCCCAGCACACUGACGUACUCUUCACAAGACUCUCGUGUGCCAGCUACAUGGACACCCGGCUCAAGUCCCUCGGUUCGGCCAGCGCAUUUCAAGAACGAACAACCAACGCCUCGGUACAUGGCAACGCCUGACAUGAAAACUUCCAAAGACAAGGACGGGAUUUGCGCGUCUCCGGCAUGGAAGGAAACUACUCGUAAAGAUAGGCGGGCAACCAAGCGACUGGAAGCAGAGAGAAAAGAGCUCGAGAAACGCCUCAUAAAACUGGAAGAGUCGCAGGCUAAACUAGAGCACGGCAUUCACGACAGACAAUCCCGACGUCUGACCAAGAAACAACCGCUGGACAGCGGGAAAAGAUCCUCCAGUGCAAACUCCGAAAGACCACGAUCGUCGAGGUCUCUGACAGCCUUCUUUUCAGGAUCACGCCGGUCCUCCCGAUCGCGAGCCAGCUCUGCAAAUGGAGACGACCGACGUCGGUCUUCUGAUAAUGAGAAUCCGGAAGGAGGACCGCCAAAUCUGCCUCUCUCAUUAACCGAGCGCUUUGGGACUGCGGUAUCACGAGAACUGGCAUCCAGGCAUGGUACUUCGCUAAUGCCCAAUCAUCAGCUCCAACGCUCCACCCACCUGCUCCAUCACACUGCCGCCAAGUCGGAUGAUUUGCGGGAGAACUGGAAGAUGGCAGAGGCCUGGCAAAAGCGGGACAGCGAGCGUGAAGCCGGUGAUUAUCUGAAUGGAUUUAAGAUGGAGAUGGGAUUGAAUGCCGGUGCCGGUGCUGGUGCUCAAUCGGUAUCCGAGUCCUUCCAGAAGAGAGAUGACCCGCUCUUGUAUCCUUCACACACCAAUGCCCCUAAUGACCUCGAUCGUGAGCUGUUUACUGCCAGUCUCAGACAGGAAAGAAAGCCCUCGGGGACACCGAAACCUGCAACUCCAUCAACUUUACGACCGGGAGGCCUCUCGGUUUCCCCAGGUCAGAACUAUACCCAGGCUGCCGAAUCUCCAACCGCUCGAGUGGCCACGGCUCGUCAGCUCCAUAACAUUGCGCAUGGGGAGGACAAACGCUCAUCGCCUAUUAAAUCGCCUUCUACUAGUCCCCUUCCCAAGGAAAUGAGGAACGGCGCGGAUCACAACUCCCACGCGCAUCAAAAGGAGUACAAAUCAUCUCCUCUGGCGCUAAAAUCAGUUACAACGGAUGAAAACGACCUGCAGAAGGAGAACGAGAAAUUAUACAAGGCUUCAGCGGCAGAGCAAAAUAGUCGUGGACUCGUACCUCAACCUCUACGGAUCAAUUUUGAAUUCUCUCGCGGACGGAAUCGACAGUCUUCAUUUCCUUCAUCCUCGGACAUGACUCAAACCCGGGCUAAGCAGAAUGCUCGUCAGGACCAUCGGGCAACACUCAUGGGCCCGGUAGAGACCCCGGCGGGAAAUAUCAAACAUGACCAGCGCAAAUGGAACCCCAAGGCUAUCGCUUUUGAUAAACCGCAGCUCACGGCAUUGGAACUCAGAACCCCUCCAUCCAUGAUUCCUCCAUGGAAGCACCCAGGCCGGAAAUACGCUCUACCUGAGAACUCGCCAUAUGGCCGGCUAAGCCAUGAAGGUCAACCAAUUCCAACCAUCAUCACCACGGAAGCUGUACCAGUGACACGCUCGCAGGAAUCCGUUCCUCAAACCCGUCAUUGCCUAGCCGAGAUGCCCGCCAGUCAGUCCACCCCCAACGUCCUGGCCGGCCGUGCUCACAGCCGCUCAUCAUCCGGUGCGUCCAGCUACGACACCGCCGAUGAAGAAGUCCUCGAUACACCGAACCACCCUGCACAUCGGAAAAACCAUCCUCCAGCCCUAGAAAUACAAGAGACCAUCAACUCCAGCGCUUCUACAACUACCAUCACUCUGCCAAACAGCCCCAUGACGAACGAAAUCCAAACCACCAACCCCAAUCCCAACUCCAGUCCCAAUGUUCAAAUCAACCCACCCCUCGCCCCAGACGGCGUGGUAUCAAUAAUCCGGCACAACCCACUUCAAAACCCAAAGACUCUCAAAAAAGACCAAAUCCUCGCCAAGUUAUUCGUCAUCUGUUGUCACUGCCAAUACUGGCACGACCUUCCAUCCGAAAUCUACGCCAAAUUAGCCUGUCCUGAGCAUAUCCCAUCCGAAUCUCGUCUCACACGGAACUUCUCACGCCGAAAUUCCAUCGGGCGUCGGACUUCGUUUAAAAAGUCUGUUUUUGGAGGUCGGUCUCCCGAUACGGGUGCGCGGCGGUUAACGAUGGGGAAUCAGGGGACCCAUUCUUCGAAUGAGAUGCAACUUGUCAGCGGUGCUGCUGGUGCUGCUGAUCAGAUUGGGAUUGAUAGUGCCGCCGCUCAGUCGGUAUCAUUGGCUUGCUGCUGGUGUGGACAUGGGAUGAAUCGAUCUUGUUGUCAGGGCUGGACGACUCUUGUGCAGAUGCGUGAGAGACAUCAUUAAGAGAAGGGAGUGUUACGUGAAGGCGGUUGUCUGUGACGAAUAUUAUGACCUUAACGACAUGGCUCCGGCUAAUGGUUGAUGAUAAAAUGCACACGUUAAUGUGACUGGAGUGCAUUUGAAAUCUGAUUUUAGAUAUGAUGGAUUGUAUCAUAGGACUGUCAACUAGAGCCUGGUUUUUCCAUUCAUGACUUGGUCGACUAAGUCUAUAUAAACUUCCACCACAUUGAUACUUGACGAUCGACCGUAACAUUCGAAGUAUACGGUCUUCCUAGGUCAGUAUAU
Penicillium brasilianum is the source of this 5374-nucleotide messenger RNA. The record is from the annotation of a GenBank genome assembly. NCBI's taxonomy places the organism in Eukaryota, Fungi, Ascomycota, Eurotiomycetes, Eurotiales, Aspergillaceae.